Phasianus colchicus (ring-necked pheasant) is the source of this 9151-nucleotide messenger RNA. It is a transcript of the gene ZNF638, whose product is annotated as zinc finger protein 638. Gene Ontology annotation, cellular component: nucleus. Gene Ontology annotation, molecular function: RNA binding; zinc ion binding. Gene Ontology annotation, biological process: RNA splicing. The record is from RefSeq and is a predicted model, not a curated record. NCBI's taxonomy places the organism in Eukaryota, Metazoa, Chordata, Aves, Galliformes, Phasianidae.
AUGGUUGAGCAGAGGGUGACUGUGAGCCAGCAGGGUGCCCUGGUGGCCCAGGUGGUGGCCGACAGGGGCCGCGUCGCCGAGGCGCUCCGCUCGGCCCGGCUCGUCUCGGCCCGCGGGCGGCGGGAGGAACCGGAGGAGGACGGGGGAGCCGCCCCGGGCGGCAGGUUGAGCUUUGUGUUGUUCUUGGAAAGUUUCGCUCCACUUGUGAAUUCCUUGAACCUUGGCAUUGCCAGCCCUCUUGUGUUGGGCCCUCCUCCUUUUCAGCUUGCUCACAUUAAGACCCAGUUGGCUCUGCAGCAGUUGACCACCAGCAGCUCCGCGCCUCCUCAUGCUUACUUCGGCCGGGCCGUUCUGAAAAGCACCAUGUUUAGCCCCAGAGGAGCGUUGCCACAGAGGCCGAGAGGACCCAACCCGUCCGCAGCGAAGCCCCCGGGAUCCUUCCAGGGAGGGACGGGCCCGCAGAGACCCCCGGCCCCAGGAGCACCCCGGGGGGCAGCGCCGCGUGCGUCGGGGCAGGACAGCGUCCCGUGGACCGGCUCGCAGCGCAUCAACGUCCGCGUCACCCUGCACAGGGCCGACCCGCGGCAGGCCAAGGCCAAGGGCAGCCUGCACCAGGAGCAGAAGGGAGACGUGCGUGUGGGCCGCUGGGACGGCAGCCCCUGCCCGCCCCCCCCGGUGGUCUCGCAGAAGCCCCCAGCCCGGCUCCCAGAGCAGAGUGCCGCAGCGCAGAACCGCUACACGCCGGAGAGCGCUUCCAGCAUCUUGGCGAGCUUCGGGCUGUCCAAUGAAGAUCUGGAGGAGCUCAGUCGCUACCCGGAUGACCAGCUGACCCCUGAGAACAUGCCACUCAUCCUCAGAGAGAUACGGAUGCGGAAGAUGGGCCACCCUUUGCCUGGCCUGCAUUCCCAGAGCCGAGGAGAAGUGAUGAGUGGGACGAGCGGCGUGGCCAUCAAGGGCAAGGUGAUUGAUUAUGGGCACGCAAGCAAGUACGGGUACACCGAGGAUCCUCUGGAGGUGCGUGGUUACAACAUGGAAAUGCUGAGAGAGGAGCCUCUGGAUGCACGGCCCUACAACCCCGAAGUGCCAAGCGGAGAGAAGAGGGAAGAGUUCCACCGAGAGCAGAGCAUGCCCAUGGGCGUCCCGCCGGCCGGCAUGGCGUGCGGCCCGGCCUUCCCUCCUCAGGACGUCAUGAAGCCCCCGCCGGCUUUCCAGAGCGACCCGGCUAACCCUCACCCAUUUUUCCCAGCAGAGCCAGCGGGGAAGGCGGGCGGGCUGUGCGCGGCGCCCGUGGGGAAGGCCGGCCCCCCGCCUGCGGUGCUGCCCGUCAUGCCGCCCAUCCUGCCGCUGGCCGUGCCGCCCAUGGCGCAGCCCGUUGUGCCGCCGCUCAUCUCGCAGCCCGUCGUGCCCGUCAUCCCCCAGCCGCCCUUCUCGGCAGAGCUGCUGGCCAUCCUGGAGCAGCGGGACAGGAUCCAGCAUGAGGCCGGGAGCAGCCAGCCCAGCGCCCAGAGCUCCGGGAUGGGGCAGAAGCCCUUCCAGACGCAGCCCGAAGGGCCCAUUAAAUCCCCCUUUGGCGUUGUGAAGGCGUCGUGGCUCCCGUCCUUCCUGCAGUCUGACUCCCAGAAGAUCAAACGGUUGCCCACCCCGUCAAUGAUGAAUGACUACUAUGCGACGUCGCCGAGAAUAUUCCCACAUAUGUGUUCUCUGUGUAACGUAGAAUGCGCUCGUAUGAAGGACUGGAUCCUGCACCAGAACACCCCUUCCCACAUCGAGAGCUGCCGCCACUUACGACAACAGUACCCCGAUUGGAACCCCGAGUCUCGCUCUUCAAAGCGCAAUGCUGCGGACAGGAAGGAGAACCAGACCCCGAAGCACCGCUGCAACUCGGCCAGCCCCGGCCCCAGGCGCCCGCGUCCCGCAGGCUGCAGCCAUGCUCCGCGCCACUCGCGCUCGCGCUCCAGGAGCCCGGGCCGCUACCGCCCUGCGCGGCCCCGGAGCCGCAGCCCGCGUUCGGCGCGCCGCCUGAGCCCCAGGCACUGGUCGCGGUCCCCGCAGAGGUCCAGGAACCCCCUGAGGGGCAGCCCGCGGCCGCAGCGCUCCUCCAGCAAUGACUGGUCGUCGAGGAGGAGCAGCAGGUCUCAAGACAGGAAGGCAGCUCUGGAGGCGGUGAUGAAAACGUUGGGACCCGGCUUUGUGGCAGAGUUCAACAAGCACAAAUCAUCGCAGGCAUCCACGCCUGGAGCAUCGGGCUCAGGGAAGUCAGCGCCCUCUCAUGGCGCAGCAGGGAAGGUGCCUGGGAAUGGGAAGAAAACCCCAAAAACGAGCGUUGCUGUGAAGGCUGUAAAGAAGGAGGCGGUUCCUCUGCCUGCAUCCGGCUCCUCUCCCCAGAGUGAUGAAUUGCCCCAAGAGAAGGAGGUGGAGGAGGAGGAGGAGGACCCACCUGCAGGGCCCAGCAGGCCUCGUGCUGCUCCGUAUAACCGGCUGUUGAGAGAGGAACUGCUGAACUGUGGGACGGUCCUUCAGAUCUCCAACUUACCAGACGAUGGCUUUUCAGACCAGGACAUCAAAAAGAUUGUGCAGCCUUUCGGCAAAGUCAGCGACCUGAUCGUGCUCCGCUCCAGGAACAAGGCCUACUUGGAAAUGAACUACAAGGAGGCAGUGAUAGCAGCUGUGAAAUAUGGUGAAACUGUGCCAGUGCUGGUGAAUGGGAAGCAGGUGAAGAUCAGCGUCGCAGAGAAGCCCAAGGCAUCUCCCAGCCAGGCCAAAACAAGUGUCAAAAAGAAGACUCGGACCAUCAAGAAAGUGGCCCCAAGCACCAGAAAACACCCAACCACCUCCACCACCAGCUCCAAGACAACAAAAACGAUUGCAGGCAAAAAGGAGAAGACCAAGAAGCCCGUGGGGACCAAAGAGAGUAAAGCCAAGACGACUUCAGACACUGCAGACCAGUCAGAAGAAAAUGAAUCAAAAGACCUUCAGAGCUCACCAGAAAGUGAGAUGGAAAUUGAGGAGGGUGAGCUGGUCGAACCCGGGAGCCCUGCAGAAGGGGACGAUGGUGUCACAGAGCCCACGAAGGCAGGAGAGGCUCAGUCCGAAGCAGUGGGCAAUCCUGCACCAUUACCAGAGAAAGCCGCCCAGGUGCUUCAGGAGGUGCCGCUGGGCUCGGAUGGGCAGAAGGAAGCUUUAAUUGAUGGAGAAGCUUCUGCAGUGACUGUGAAGAGCGAGGAAGCAGCAGAGCUGGGCAGCAAGGAAGCUGAUGACGUAUGCGUGGUUCUGGUUUCAAACCUGCCUGAGAAAGGAUAUUCAGUGGAGGAAGUUUCCAACCUGGCAAAGCCAUUCGGAGGGCUGAGGGAUGUGUUAAUUGUGUCAUCUCAUAAGAAGGCUUAUCUUGAAAUCAACAGAAAAUCUGCAGAAUCCAUGGUGAAGUUUUACACCUGCUUUCCCAUGACGCUGGAUGGGAAUCAGCUGUGCAUCACUUUGGCACCUCAGCACAGGAGUGUAAAGGAUGAAGAAGCGAUAUUCACCGCUAUCAUCAAAGACUCUGACCCUAAGGUGAAUGCUGAGGUGGUGCAGCAGCAGUUUGUGCACCUGGGGAACUUACCAGAGGAGGGGUACAGAGAGUUCGAGGUGGUCUGCGUGGGGCUGCGCUUUGGGAAGGUCGAUCAUUACGUUGUGCUGAAGAACAGGAACAAGGCAAUCCUGCAGCUGGAGAGUCCCAAGGCUGCCAGGUCCAUGUUCUGCUUCCUGAACCAGUACUCGUACACCAUGGGGGAGCACACCCUGACCUGUUCCUUGUCCCCCGGCAGGCAGCAAGCUGAUCCUGAAGCUGUGAAAAAAGAAGUGAAGAAGGAGGAGCCGAGCAGAGGAAGCUCUAGCUUGAAAAAAUACACAGAGGGAUCAGGAGUGGUGCAGACAGCAGCUGCUCAUCCUGCAGUAGAGCCCAGCGUGGUGAAGAAAGAACCCAUUUCCACCCCUCCUGUCGAGGACGAGCUGCCAGUGGUGAAGACAGAGCCUUCAGAGUCGCACCUGGAAGGGGCACAGAGGGAUUCUGCUGCAGCACUGGCAGAACAAACCAGCAGGAAGGCAGGGGCUGAGCUCAUAGAUGAGCCCCUCGGAUCAGCUGGGGCCGAGUUACCCACAGCAAAGCCAGAAGAGAAGCUGCUGCCUCCUCCCAGCACGGGAAAGGAGGAGGCGAUUACAGACGGCGCAGCCUCGAAGCUCCCUGUGCCUGCAGUUGGGUCCGCAGCACAGCAGGGCAGGGUGCUGGGAGCUGAAGGGCCGGGUGCUGCUGGAGAGCUGCUGGGAGCAGCUGACCCUGUGCCUGCAGACAUGGGCUCAUCCGUUGUCCCACACAGAAACCCGAAGGCUGACGCCGCCAAAAAGACACGUGUUAACGAUCUGGUGAAAACAGAACGUGAAAAGCAGAGGGCUCCAGCAGCAGAGGUGAAACCUGAGCUUGAGGCUGGGGCGGCACCGGGGAGGACGCUGGCUGGAGAUGGAACUGGAGUGGACGUGGAGGUGAGAGCAGAAGGGGCUGUGCUCCAUGGUGGCACUGCUGGGGAGGAGAGCCCCCAGCUGAAGUCUGCAGCAGAGGUGGAGAAGAAACGCGAGCAGUGUGUGGCUGAGGUUGGGGCGGCCGUGGAGAACAGCAGUAAGAAUGUGAAGGAAAAGAAGGGAAGUUUAAGCAAAGCGCCUCAAAGCAAGGAAGCGAGGCCAGCAAAAAUGAAGGAAGCUGUCAAAGCUGCCGCAUCGAACUCCUCUUCGUCCACCAGGGAGCCUUCCUCUGCUCCUAAAGAAAUUCUGAAGGCAGAGGCGUCUGUUCCUGAUACCUUGAAGCCGAGCGAUGCGGUGCAGAGAAGGAAACCUGCCCUGUGCAAAGGAGAGGAGCAGGCAGCUUCCUCCAAAGCCAGGUCCCAGGGAGCAGCAGCGGGGCAGAAGAAGGCAUUAAAAGAGGAAGGUCAGCCCAGAGCCAGCACGUCCCAGCCAAGCGGCUCUGCAAAGGGAGGCAGUGGGAGGAACGCAUCCCUGCAAGACAAGGACUCGCGCGUGGAGCCGAGGGCUGGUUCAAAGCAGCCCCAGGAGGGGGAGAGCAGGUCGUCCAGCGCGAAGAAAGACAGCAGCAGCACUAAGGUUUCCACUGGAGGCAAUACGAGAACGUCCAAAAGCAGUGGCAGCAGCAGCACAAAGCAGAAGGAGGAAGAAGAGCUGUUCCCAUUCAACCUGGACGAGUUUGUUACUGUGGACGAGGUGAUAGAGGAAAGCGAACCUCCCGUUAAAACACAGCACAGUCAGCCCAAGGGGAAGAGGAAGGAGUGUUCCAGGAGCACCUCGGAGCCCAGCUCCAAGAGGAGGAAGGAGAGGAGCUCCCCGCAGCGCCUCGCCGAGAGCCAGCUGUCCUUCGUCAUGUUGGAUGAGAUCGGCGAGGAGGAGGAGGAGGCUGGCGCACAGCUGGGCAUGCUGGUGGUGGACGAGGUGGUGGAGGAGGAGGAGCUGCUGGCCGAGGUGGGCGAGGAGCCGCGGGUGCUCCUCACCUUGGAUGAGCUGCAGGAGCAGGGCGGCUCGCGGAGGGACGGCUGCGCUUCGGAAGGGCGGCGAUUGAAGCCGGAGCCUUUGGUGACUGUGGAUGAAAUCGGGGAGGUGGAGGAGCUGCCGCUGAAUGAGCCCACGGAGCUGAGCGGGGAGGAGAAGCAGAAGGAGGAGGAGAAGGGCGGCGCUGAGGAUCCCUGCCAGGUGCCCGACGAUCCCAGCGCCUUGGUGACGGUGGAUGAGAUCCGCGAGGACCACGAGGACGACGGCGCGGCGUGGGAUGAGGCGAACGAGGACGAAGAUGAUUUCCUGGCUGAUUUCAACCGUCUGAAGGAGGAGCUGAACUUCGUUACGGUGGACGAGGUUGGGGAGGAGGAUGAGGAGGAAGAAAGCGCUUUGCCAGGGGAAAACCCAAAGGAAGGCGAAGACAAGGAGGAAAAUGCUGCUGCUGUGGGACCAGAGGAAGAAAUGGCUGCAGCUGCAGGACCAGAAGAGGAGGACAUUGUUGCUGUUGCAGGGCCAGAAGAGAUGGAAGUUCUGGGCAGUGCUCAUCCAGAGGAAGAGGAAAGUGCAGCCUCCAAAUCAAAAGAUCUGGAUUACCUCCUCCCCAAGGCCGGCUUCUUCUGCCAAAUCUGCUCCUUGUUCUACUCAGAUGAGACCUCAGUGAAGAAUCACUGCCGCACGGCGCUGCACCAGCAGAACGCAGAGAGGUUCAUGGCCACACAGGAGGAGGAGAGCAGUGGGGCUGAGCACAGCCCGAGGUGACGGGAGGAGAGGAGCCUCCAUCCUUCCAUCCUUCCAUCCCAUCCAGCGUGGGGCCCGGCUGCCUUCGUGUGCUCUGUUGGUGUUGUACAGAGCCAGACUGAGACACCCACGGGGGGGGGGGAGAGGGGGUGGCUUUGGUUUGUGUCCCAAAGCAUCGGGGUGCUGGGGAGCUGCUCCCCCCCCUGCCAUAAACACCCUCCUUGUACAGCCCCCAAGGCCUCGUGUGUGCUGUGCCUCCCCCUGCCCCCCACCCUGCCCCACCCGGGGUCCUGGAGUUGGUUCAGUGCACUCCACGCAUCACCUGGGGGGGUCCCUUAUGCCUGCCUGCACCCCUGCCUGCUGGGGGGGGGCUCUGGUUUCUAUUGGGACCCCCAUCUCCUGAGCAUCCCAUCACGUCUGGGGGGCCCUGCAGUGCUCUGGGUGACCCAUGGCUUGUGCCCAAGUUUCCUAUGCGUGCUGUGGGUCUUCAGUUCAUCUUUGGGGGGGGUCCCUUAUGCUUGCCUGCACCCCCCAGCUGCUGGAGGCAGGGCUCUGGUUCCCACCAGGCCCCCCAUCCCUGGGAGCAUCAUGGAGUGUCUCAUUGCCCUGGGGGGGACCCGAUGCUCUCCAGGGCCGUGCAGCCAUCCGUGGCCUUGUGGCCGUUUGCUGUGCACCUUGUGGGGCUUCAGCUCAUCAUUUACUACUCCUGCUGGGCUGCCACGAGUCCACGGGGCCGGAUGAGAUCCACCCAAGACCCUGAUGGCCCUGGCGGAGCUGAUAGCCCAGCCAUUUGCUGUUAUCUGCCGGUGCUCCUUGUUGACUGGUGAGGUCCCAGAAGACUGGAGGCUUGCCAGCGUGACUCCCAUCUCCAAGAAGGGCUGUAAGGAGGAUCUGGGGACCUGAAGGCCUGUUAGCCUGACCUCGGUGCCAGGAAGGCAACUGGGGGAUGAAGCCUAGCCAGCAUGGGCUCACCAGCAGGUCCUGCUUGACCAACCUGAUCUCCUUCUGUAAUCCAGUGACCCGUCUGCUAGACGAGGGAAGGCUGUUGACGCAGUGUGCCUGGACUUCAGCAAGCCUUUGACAUGUCUCCCCAGCAUUUUGCAGGAGCUGGCAGCCCGUGGCUGGGACAGGUGUGCUGUUGGCUGGGUCAGGAACUGGCUGGAAGGCAGCGCACGGAGAGCGGAGGUGAAUGGAGCUGAAUCCAGCUGGCAGCCACUGGUGUUCCGCAGGGUCGGUGCUCUGCAAGAUCUUUAGUGACGACCUGGAUGAGGGCACUGAGUGCCCCCUGUAAGUUUGCGGAUGGCACCAAGUUGGCUGGAAGUGUGGAUGUGCCUGGGGGUGGCGAGGCCCUGCAGACGGAUCUGGACAGGCUGGAGAGCUGGGCUGAAGCCAAUGGGAUGAGGUUCAACAAGGCCAGAUGCCGGGUCCUGCACUUCGGCCACAACAACCCCAGGCAGUGCUGCAGGACUGGGGCGGGUGGCUGGAGGACUGCACACAGGAAAUGGAGCUGGGGUGUUGAUCGGUGCUCGGCUCAGCACGAGCCAGCAGUGUGACCGGGUGGCCAAGAAGGCCGAUGGCAUCUUGAAUUGCAUCAGAGCCAGCGGGAACAGGGCAGUGACUGUCCCUGCACGCAGCUCUGUCUCACGGCAAGGACAGUGAGCCCCUGGGGCGGGUUGAAAGGAGGGAACGGAGCUGCGAGGGUCUGCAGCACACGGCUUGUGAGGGGCGGCUGAAGAGCUGGGUUCAGUGUGGAGAAGAGGCUCAGGGGGGACAUGAUGGCUCUCUGUAGCCACCUGAACAGAGUGGGGACACCAGGGGACAUGGAGAACCCCAAUGGGACACUGGGACCCCAAUGGGACAUGGGGACCCAAUGGGGCAUGGAGGACCUUGAGUGUGGAGAAGAGGAGGCUUGGGGGAGACCUUAUUGCUCCCUAUAGCUACCUGAAGGGAGUGGGGACAGCAUGGGGACCCAAUGGGACACUUGGACAUCAAUGGGACAUGAGGACCCAGUGGGACAUGGAGAACCUUGAGUGUGGAGAAGAGGAAGGUCCAGGGGAGACAUCAUUGCUCUCUAUAGCUACCUGAAGGAAGUGGGGACAGCAUGGGGACCCAAUGGGACUUGGAGAACCCCGAUGGGACACUGGGACCCCAAUGGGACAUGGAGGACCUUGAGUCUGGAGGAGGCUUGGGGGAGACCUUACUGCUCUCUAUAACUACCUGAAGGGAGUGGGGACAGCAUGAGGACCCAAUGGGACAUGAAGACCCAAUAGGACACUUGGACAUCAAUGGGACAUGGGGACCCAAUGGACAUGGAGGACCUUGAGUGUGGAGAUGAGGAGGCUUGGGGGAGACCUUACUGCUCUCUAUAGCUACCUGAAGGGAAUGGGGUCAGAAAGGGGACCCAAUGGGACAUGGAGAACCCCGAUGGGACACUGGAACCCCAAUGGGACAUGGAGAACCUUGAUGGGACACUGUGAUCCCAAUGGGACAUGAGGGCCCAAAGGAGCAUGGAGGACUCCAUCGGGACACUGGGACAUCAAUGGGACGUGGGGACCCAAUGGGACGUGGACAACCCCGAUGGGACACUGCAACCCCAAUGGGACAUGGGGACCCAAUGGGACAUGGAGAACCCUGAUGGGACACUGGGACCCCAAUGGGACUUGAGGACCCAGUGGGACAUGGAGGACCUUCAGUCCGGAGAAGAGGAGGCUCAGCGGAGGCCUCAUUGCUCUCUGUAACUGCCUGACACCCCCGGGGGGGUGGGGGGGUGGCUUUGGUUUGUGUCCCAAAGAUCGGGGUGCUGGGGGGCUGCUUCCCCCCCCACCCCCCUGCUCAUCUGCCAUAAACACCCUCCUUGUACAGCCCCCAGGGCCUCAUGUGUGCU